AUGACAGGCAGCAUGGCGAAGAGAGUCCCUAUCCCCAAGAAUGGCGUCGAUUACCGCGGCAAGGUGGUCCUCGCGCCCAUGGUCCGCAGCGGUGAAUGUCCCUCGCGAUUGAUGGCCUUGAAGUACGGUGCUGAUCUCGUAUGGGGUCCUGAGACCAUCGACAAGGCACUCAUUGGCACAACUCGUCGCGUCAACGCAGUCACAAACACCAUCGACUUCACUCGCCUCUCCUCCAACGGCUCCAAGAACCCAGACGUCAACCCCUCUCAGCGCGAGAGCAUAAUAUACAGACUAUACCCUUCGCGCGAAGGUCGUCAACUUAUCCACCAAAUCGGCACUUCUGACCCGGAAAGAGCUGUGGCAGCCGCGAAACUGAUCGCUGGAGAUGUAGCUGGCAUCGACGUCAAUGCAGGAUGCCCCAAGCCAUUCAGCACUCUUGGAGGUAUGGGUGCUGCGCUACUCAAGACACCGGAUAAGCUGGUCGCAAUCCUCGAGGCACUGGUCAAGGAAGUUGGAGGACCCUUUGAAAUUGGCAUUAGCGUAAAGAUUCGCUUGCUGGAAACACCUGACCAAACUGCGGCAUUAGUGCGCAGACUGGUUGCUACUGGAAUCACUGGGCUUACACUGCAUUGCCGCACGACACCUAUGCGACCACGCGAAAGCGCCAUUCGCGAUCAACUGCGCAUGGUUGGCGAGAUCUGCCACGAAGCAGGCGUCGCGUGUCUGAUGAACGGCGAUGUGACAAGCAGAGAUGAGGCACUCAAAUUGGCCGAGGAGUAUGGCGUUGAUGGAGCCAUGAUUGCGACAGCCGCCGAGACGAACCCCUCAUGCUUCCGCGCCGAAAAGGAUGGUGGCAUAGCACCCUGGGAUCAGGUGGUCAAGGAAUAUGUCCAGAUCGCCAUGGACGUCGAGAACAGAUGGGGCAACACAAAGUAUCUGCUCGGGCAGAUGAUACCUGGAAAAGCAAAGGAAUACCGCCUCAUGAACCAAGCCAAGAGUUACACCGAUCUAGUCGACAUUAUGGGAUACGAAGAAUUUAGAACUCAGGCUCGUGAAGUGGACGAAAAGCUCGAGAUCAGCUUCGGCAAGAAAGAGACGAGGUCAGAGAGGAAGCAAAGAGGUAAUCAGGCAAAGAAGGAGAGAAAAGCAGAAGCAAAGGCAGCGGACGAAGAGCAGUCGCUGAAGCGCAAAGCAGACGAUGCCGAGCUCAGCAUGCCUCCAGAUGCCAAACGUCAGACAGACGAUAAUGAGCCUAGCAUGCCAUUAGACGUCUCACGAUCUGAAGCACCAGGAUCGGUGACUACUGAGCAGGUCCUCGCAGUAUGA
Molecule: messenger RNA, 1326 nt
Organism: Aureobasidium melanogenum CBS 110374
Lineage: Eukaryota; Fungi; Ascomycota; Dothideomycetes; Dothideales; Saccotheciaceae
Product: FMN-linked oxidoreductase
Exons: 2
Coding region: 1-1326 (441 amino acids)
Biological process (GO): tRNA dihydrouridine synthesis
Cellular component (GO): cytoplasm
Molecular function (GO): flavin adenine dinucleotide binding; tRNA dihydrouridine synthase activity
Source: RefSeq, a predicted model, not a curated record